Molecule: messenger RNA, 780 nt
Organism: Entamoeba invadens IP1
Lineage: Eukaryota; Evosea; Mastigamoebida; Endamoebidae
Exons: 1
Coding region: 1-780 (259 amino acids)
Cellular component (GO): cytosol
Molecular function (GO): holo-[acyl-carrier-protein] synthase activity; magnesium ion binding
Source: RefSeq, a predicted model, not a curated record
AUGGAGAGAGCAGGAAAGUUAUCAAUUGAACUUCCGAAACCAGUUAGCCUUUCUCAGUUCAACAAACUCCUUCGUUUUGUUCGCAAUGACGAAUUUUUACAAAUCACCAAAUUUCAGGGUUUUGACGAAUUUGGGCAAAAACGAAAAACCCAUGAAAUUCCAGUUGCCGUUGAAUUUGUAGUUUCAAGAGCAAUGAGAAACGAGUUUUACACACGUUUUGGGAUCACACAAGAAAACGAAAGAGUAGGGAAGUACGGGAAAGUCGAGUUGAUUUCAAGUAAAAUUCAAUGUAAUUGGAGUCACGACAGAGUUGUUGUCUUUUUUGAAAGUGAAUGUCCUGUUGGUGUUGAUGUUGUUAAUCUGAACAGAUUUUCCCGAAACGAAGACAAGUUUAUUCAAAUGGUUGAGUUGAUGAGUGACUUUUUGACAGCAAAAGAAUUGGAAUUUCUGACAUCUCACAAUAAUGAGAUUGACCGGCGGAUUGAAUUUUUUGGAAUUCAUUGGUGUAUAAAAGAAGCAGUGUUAAAAACAACUGGAGAUGGAAUAACAGAGGAAAUGAAUAAAAUAGUAAUAACUGAGGUACCAUUAAUAAGAAUUCAAGAGAGUCGACAUGAGCUACAAUUAAAUACAAAAGAAACUCAAUUUUGCGUCGAAUGUGGAGGAGUUCAAUUGUUUUGUAACUUGUUUCACAUCAAUACUCAAUUUGUGUGUUGUUGUGCUUCUCUGAAGCAAUAUGACAAUGUUACAAUUCAAUUCACCCACUUCUUGUCUGACUUAUAA